Molecule: messenger RNA, 171 nt
Organism: Babesia microti strain RI
Lineage: Eukaryota; Apicomplexa; Aconoidasida; Piroplasmida; Babesiidae
Exons: 1
Coding region: 1-171 (56 amino acids)
Source: RefSeq, a predicted model, not a curated record
AUGAACACCUAUCUUAUGACCCUCAUUGGCGGAUGUUUUAGGAUCACAAUCAGCAUAGUUUCCAUCGUCGCACGGUCACUGUGCAGAAUGAUUGCGUAUUGUGGCUAUAUUUACGUUGUGAGAUCUAAAGGCGCCACGUUUUCGACCAUAAUCAAGAGCCUAUAUGUGUAG